CUCUCUCUCUUACUCACUCACUCACUCACUCACUCACUAACUCAAACUAAUCGAAUCCCUCGCUCGCUUUCUUCUUCUCCUUUUCUUUUUCGCCUCUUCGUCUCUUUCUCUGAGAAAAGGGAGAGACAAAAAAAAAAAAAAAAGAGGAAUGGAGGAAGAAGACCAGCAGAAGAUCUUAGAUCUAGUCAAGGAGCUAGUCCAUCGCUUACUCUCUCAAAACCCAAAUCCUAAAACCCCUAAUUCAAACCCUAACCACAACCCUAAUUCAUCCGAUUUCCAGAAUGCUCUUCGUUACGCUAUCCGUAUCCUCUCCAGCAGAUUAACUCCCUCCAUUGCACCUGAUGCCGCUGCUAUCGCCGAGUCCAUAAAGCGCCGCCUUGCCACUCAAGGUAAGUCCUCGCAGGCUCUUAAUUUCGCCGAUCUUUUUAACAAAUUUUCGUUGAAAACUGGGCCUGGUAGCAUUAAUAACAAGUGGGCUGUCCUUUAUUUGCUCAAAAUCAUAUCCGAGGAUAGGAAAACUGCAAAAAAUGCACCCAAUACGGUGUCUUUAUUGCCUAAUUUAGCUCUAAACGACCCUGAUUUGAACAAUGAUUCGCGGGUUCUUCAUAAUUUAAAGAGAGGAGACAGGGAUUGGGAUAAUGGUGUUCUAUUGGUAGCGAAAGACCCAGAAAAUUUACGUGAGAUUGCAUUUAGGGAGUAUGUGAAUUUGGUUAGAGAAGAAAAUGAGGUGUCGGAGGAGGUUUUGGUGAGGGAUGUAUUAUAUGCUUGUCAAGGUAUUGAUGGGAAGUAUGUGAAAUUUGAUGUGAAUGCUGAUGGAUAUGUCUUGUUAGAUACUGUCAAGGUCCCUAGAACUACUAGGCUUAUUGUCAGGAAGCUAUGUGAGUUGGGGUGGUUGUUCAGGAAAGUUAAAGGGUACAUUUCAGAGAGUAUGGAUCGCUUUCCAGCUGAAGAUGUAGGCACAGUAGGGCAGGCAUUUUGUGCAGCAUUACAAGAUGAGCUCUCAGAGUACUAUAAGUUGCUGGCUGUGCUUGAAGCACAGGCAAUGAAUCCUAUCCCAUUGGUUUCUGAGCCAGCUAGUUCAGGGAAUUAUUUGUCAUUGAGGAGACUCUCAGUUUGGUUUGCUGAACCAACAGUGAAAAUGAGGUUAAUGGCUGUUUUGGUUGAUAAGUGUAGAGUUUUGAGGGGUGGUGCAAUGGCUGGGGCUAUACAUUUGCAUGCCCAGCAUGGUGAUCCACUUGUUCAUGAGUUUAUGAGGAGUCUUCUUCAGCAUGUGUGUUCUCCACUGUUCGAAAUGGUUAGGAGUUGGGUUUUGGAAGGUGAAUUGGAGGAUAUUUUUGCUGAAUUCUUUGUUGUGGGUCAGCCUGUCAAAGCAGAGUCACUUUGGAGGGAAGGUUACCGGCUCCAUGCUGGGAUGCUUCCUGCAUUUAUUUCACAAUCUCUUGCUCAGCGGAUCUUGAGGACUGGGAAAUCAAUAAAUUUUCUUCGUGUUUGUUGCGAUGAUCGUGGCUGGGCUGAUGCUGCAACUGAGGCAGCUGCCGCUGCUGGGACCACAACUAGAAGAGGAAGUCUUGGGUAUGGAGAAACCGAUGCACUUGAAACUCUGGUUUUUGAAGCAGCAAAGAGAAUAGAUAAGCAUCUUUUGGAUGUUAUGCAUACAAGGUAUAAGUUCAAAGAGCAUUGUCUUGCAAUCAAACGGUAUUUACUAUUAGGCCAAGGUGAUUUUGUUCAGUAUCUAAUGGAUAUUGUUGGGCCAGAGCUUUCCGAGCCUGCUAAUACCAUUAGCUCAUUCAAGCUAGCGGGAUUACUGGAAAGUGCAAUUCGAUCUUCUAAUGCUCAGUAUGAUGACCGUGAUAUUUUAGAUAGACUGAGGGUCAAGAUGAUGCCACAUGGCACCGGUGAUAGGGGCUGGGAUGUAUUUUCAUUGGAAUAUGAUGCUAGAGUUCCACUAGAUACAGUAUUCACAGAGUCUGUAAUGGGAAGGUAUUUAAGAAUUUUUAAUUUUUUGUGGAAACUGAGACGAGUAGAGCAUGUGCUUAUUGGUGCUUGGAAGAUGAUGAAACCAAAUUGUAUUACAUCUAAUUCUUUCACUAAGCUGCAGGGCACAGUUAAGUUGCAGUUACUUUCAACAUUGAGGCGAUGUCAAGUUCUUUGGAAUGAGAUGAAUCAUUUCGUAACAAAUUUGCAAUAUUACAUCAUGUUUGAAGUAUUGGAGGUGUCUUGGUCUAACUUUUCAAAUGAGAUGGAAGUAGCAAGAGAUCUUGAUGAUCUACUUGCAGCCCAUGAGCAUUAUCUCCAUUCCAUUGUGGAGAAAUCUCUUCUUGGCGAACGUUCUCAGCACCUUUACAAGUCUCUCUUUGUCUUGUUUGACCUCAUAUUACGUUUCAGAAGUCACGCAGAUCGCUUGUAUGAAGGCAUUCAUGAAUUGCAAGCGAGAACCGUGGCGUGCUCCUUACCUUCACAAGACAAGAAGAAAUCACGAAGGCAGACCUCAGAUAAAUCUUCAGAACCUGGAUCAUGGGUUAGUGAUGGGAGGAAGGCCUUAACACAACGUGCUGGGGAAUUCCUUCGUAAUAUGGCGCAGGAACUGGAUGCUGUAUCAAAGGAAUAUACAACAUUGCUAGAAGGAUUCUUAUCUCAGUUGCCUAUGCAGCAACAUGUUGAUUUGAAAUUUCUCCUGUUCCGGCUUGACUUCACCAAAUUUUAUAGUCAACUUCAUCCUGUUAAAUAGAAGUUAGUAAUCAAACUGAAUUUUAUAUUCAAGGCAUGAAAAGACUGCUUCAGUUUGACUCAUUGCUCAUUGCCAUGAGAGAAAAAUUUGCAGUUCAUUGCUGACAUCUGGAUGUUCCUGUUUGUAUUUCAUUGCUUGAUUUUAGAUGGUUUGUACUCCUUUCUGAUGGCCUACAUGAAAGUUUGCAAUCAUGUUGAAGGUAUUUUUGUAUCACUAAAUGAGGGUGUUUAAAGUAGUGUAGACGGAUUGAAUAUUUUAGCCCAAUUCCUUGCUGGCGAUUUUCUUGCAGUUGCAAGCUUUACAACUUUGCUUGUACAUUUGUAUCAUAGUUGUGUAAUGGCUAAAUGGACUUCUCAUAAUUUUUUAGCUUGUUGGUAAGCUUGUCUUGCAAAGUUGCAACGGAAAAGAAAUUAUGGCUUGUCUUCCUGGAGAAAAUGAAAAUUAGGUGAAGGCAAGUACCCAAUUGAAGAAAAAGCAAGAGGAACUUUCGUCAGCGAUGAGAACUGGAGAAAUUUUGAGUUUAAACUCAGCAAACUGCAGUGUGCUCUAAGCCAAGUAGGGGAUGGGCUUCCAAUUUGGAGAUGUUUGUUUUGAUCCUACGUUAUUGAUAAUAGUUAUGGCAAUUCCAUUUAUUCCAAUCAUAGGCGUUAACCAUCAUUACCAAACAGUGAUAUUUGGAUUAAAGGUAAUGAUUUGUUUGGAUGAUGUCAUCUUGGAUGGAUGUUAUGGAAGGUAGGUAACCCAAAGUAAUGAAUUUGGCAAUUGGAGGAUCAAUUUCUGAUGUUUUGCCGGAAGCUCAUCACUGACGUGUGCUUGUCAUAUCAUGGGAAAUGCACUUAAAAUUCUCUGUUCACAAUAGGGGUUUAAGAGUGAUACUGAGGAUUGGAUGUAUGUAAAACUAUAAGAGUUUGAACAACUGGUGAAACUUGCUUGGCAAAUGGAAUUUAAGGGAGAACCAGUGGCUAAACAAAUUGUAUGAAAACGAGAAACAUGGGUUCUAGUAUACUUUCGUGAUGAAUUCGGUGUUGCCAUGAAUAACAGGCAAUGAAGUGCAAGUAUCAAUAGAAGUACUUGAGAAGAAAUAUGAGUCUGUGAACCCUGGUGGCUUGAGUGGAUGAUAAAAGUGAUAAUGAUCUUGGCUUUUAGCUCACUAGUCCUAUUUCAAGAUUUGGAAUGAACAGUGAACAAGAGGAUAUACACAGUAGACAUCUUUAGUGCUUUUGUUUCAUUAAUGCCUUGCUGGUUUCUCUACUCAUUGUGAAAAGGUUUCAUAUGUAAUUUUAUCAAACCUUUUUGGUGUUGAAGAAAGAAAAACAAGCAUAUGGGAUUGUUACUUUCGGUCCUUCUAGUCAACAAGUUCAGUUUAGUUGCCAGUUGUAUCAUUUAUAGAGGAAAUGAGAGGCGAGAAAGCACCGUGAGGGAUCCA
This is a messenger RNA of Manihot esculenta (cassava), 4154 nucleotides long. RefSeq names its product gamma-tubulin complex component 3. Bases 149 to 2728 code for a protein of 859 amino acids. NCBI's taxonomy places the organism in Eukaryota, Viridiplantae, Streptophyta, Magnoliopsida, Malpighiales, Euphorbiaceae. Gene Ontology annotation, cellular component: spindle pole; equatorial microtubule organizing center; centrosome. The record is from RefSeq and is a predicted model, not a curated record. Gene Ontology annotation, molecular function: microtubule minus-end binding; gamma-tubulin binding. The transcript is spliced from 5 exons. Gene Ontology annotation, biological process: meiotic cell cycle; mitotic cell cycle; spindle assembly.